Molecule: messenger RNA, 747 nt
Organism: Lottia gigantea (owl limpet)
Lineage: Eukaryota; Metazoa; Mollusca; Gastropoda; Lottiidae
Exons: 5
Coding region: 1-747 (248 amino acids)
Source: RefSeq, a predicted model, not a curated record
AUGAGAUUCAGGACAAGUUUUGUGUAUAUUAUCUUGACAAUUUUUCCUGAUACAAGUAGUACUAAUACAAGUACAGUAUGUUAUGGAGCACCUGGUGCAAGAUGUACAACUCACAGACUAUCUUGUCCUAUUCCUCUAGUAAUACAGAUAAUAAAUACAUCAUAUGGAUAUAGAUCAGGAUGUAAUAGUAAGGGUAUAGCUGAUUGUACUGAUACAACAUGUUGUAAAGAAGAACCUGGUGAUUGUUUUACGCAAUUUUCAUCUGAAGAUAAUAAACGAGUAGAAGAAAACUGUAGUAAACUCGAAAAUUGUACUAUAAAUGGAUUUCGUGAGGUUCAAGGUAUAGAAUGUGGUGGAACUACUAGUGCUUACAGUAAAAUACAAUAUGAUUGUGUUACAAAAGAUAAGUCGGUAUUUACCUGUCCUACGACAGAUCCGCCAAAAUGUCCACGACCACUGAGUGACAGUAUUGUUGGUGGAGUGUUGGGUACAGUAUUGAUCAUAUCUGUUAUUAUCAAUGUUGGUUUGAUUGUAUAUUUUAUAAGGAAGAAGUCCUCAUCUACAAAUUCACCGGUGGAAAAUACCUACGAUGGCAUAAACAUCACAGAACGAGAUCAGACUAUUUAUGAUGGUCUACAAGUUCAGUCUGCUGGUAGUUCUAAUCAUACUGACAGGAAUGAGUCAAAUGGUACUCAAAAUCAUUUUAAUACCACACAGACCUCACAGCCAGAAAAUAAUGACAUUUGA